AUGGCGAACACGAGGCUCACGGUCGUGGCCAUGCUUGUGAUCUUACUGCAGCUGUCCACGUUAUCCGUGGCCCGGCACCACGGCGGCGGUGGUCGCGGCGGCGGCGGCGGCACGCCUGGCGUGAUGACGGUGAACGGGUUCCAGAAAGGCGAGGACGGCGGCGCACCGUCGGAGUGCGACGGCAAGUUCCACAGCGACAAGGACAUGAUCGUGGCGCUGUCGACGAGGUGGUACGCGGGCGGACGCCGGUGCGGCAAGAUGAUCAACAUCACCAGCAAGAAGAACGGGCGCACCGUGCAGGCCAAGGUGGUGGAUGAGUGCGACUCCAACCACGGCUGCAAGACCAACAUCGUGGACACCUCCGAAGCCGUGUGGAAGGCGCUCGGGCUCGACAGCGACAUCGGCGAGGUGCCCGUCACAUGGUCCGACGCCUGA
Molecule: messenger RNA, 435 nt
Organism: Triticum turgidum subsp. durum (durum wheat)
Lineage: Eukaryota; Viridiplantae; Streptophyta; Magnoliopsida; Poales; Poaceae
Source: the annotation of a GenBank genome assembly